Messenger RNA from Portunus trituberculatus (swimming crab), 2367 nucleotides. It is a transcript of the gene sra, whose product is annotated as calcipressin-2-like. NCBI's taxonomy places the organism in Eukaryota, Metazoa, Arthropoda, Malacostraca, Decapoda, Portunidae. Gene Ontology annotation, biological process: calcium-mediated signaling. The transcript is spliced from 4 exons. Gene Ontology annotation, molecular function: calcium-dependent protein serine/threonine phosphatase regulator activity; nucleic acid binding. The record is from RefSeq and is a predicted model, not a curated record. Gene Ontology annotation, cellular component: cytoplasm; nucleus. The coding region runs from base 1 to 843 and encodes 280 amino acids.
AUGUUUUCUUUGUAUAUAUUUGUUUUGCAAUGGGAGGCUGGAGGUGGGGUUGUAGGUGACUGUCUUCCUGCUGCUGGUAUUCCUGAAAGUGGCACAACCAGUGAUAGCGGCCGGAGACAGUGUGGGGACAGAGACAUGCUGAUCGAAGAGCUGCAUAAGAGCCCGAGAGGCGAGGGUGGCGAGGCAGGGGGAACCUACGAGAAUGGUGGAGGUGGCAUGGAGGAAGGUGCUGGAGGACACGACCCAAACCUGCAGGGAGGCGCCGGAGGGGAAAGUGUAGAUGGGGACUCUGAACCGCCCACAUCUAUCAUAGUCACCAACCUUACACUGGAAACCUUCGAGCAGCAAGUGGAACGCGAGAAGUUUGAAUCCCUCUUCCAUGAAAUUGAUGAAAUGGUUAAUUUCCAAUACUUCAAGAGCUUCAGAAGAGUGCGGGUUAACUUUGCUACAGCUGAGCAAGCUACCAGAGGUCGAGAGAAAGUUCAUUUGACUGAAUUCAAUGGUGAGACUAUCAAGAGUUACUUUACUCAGCCCAUCAUCCUGGGAAGCAGUCGAGGGGGAGACCCACACUUGCAACCACCAGCACCUGAGAAGCAGUUCCUCAUCUCACCGCCUGCUUCACCCCCAGUUGGCUGGGAGCCUGCUCCAGAGGCAGAACCUGUGGUCAACUAUGAUCUUAUCUCAGCUGUAGCAAACCUUGCCCCAGGUGAAGCUCAUGAGCUGCAUCCACCCAUUGAGGAUAAGCCUGGCAUCAUUGUGCAUGUAUGUGAGGAAUGCCAGAUUUGUGAUCAUCAAGGAGGAGCCAGACCCAGGAUCACCCAGACCCGCAGACCACCCACUUAAUGCAUCAUUCAGUUUAACCCAAUAGCUUAUAGUUUUGUGGGAUGGGUGGGCUCUAUACAAUUUACUGGGAGGAUGGUGUGAGAACGCCUUAAGGGUUUCCAGACCUAGGACACCUGACAAUCCUCCAUGUGGUGGCUCAGAGCUAGGGUCUGCCAAAACAUUGUCUCUUGAGCUUGCUGAAAUGGGGAAAGUCCUGCAAACUUUACUCAGAAGCCUAUUUUCUCACCGAAGAAGUAAUAUAUGUCUAGUAGCAUAUGUUGAUUGUUCACUACCCAAAUGGUAAUUAGUAAGAAGCUGAUAGUCCUCAUACUCUAUUUAUGCAUUGUGUAGGUGUAUAAUUCAAGCCAACUUUAUAACUAUACCAGUGCCUCCACUAUCUCCCACUUGGCAGAACAGUGCUUAUUACAGCAGUGGAGCUUCCUAAGUUCCUUAAAAUGCCCAUAAUAUUCAAUGCUAAUAAAUUUGUAGAGUACUUGUAUGUAUAUACGUAUGUAAAAGUGCUAUGAAUGUAUGUGUGCAUGCUCAUGUGUGUGUGUAUGUAUUGUAUAUAUUUAUGUAAAGUUAUAAAUUUGUAGUCAGAGAAGGCAAAAAAAGAAAACAUUCAGCAUAAUCAGAUGUAUUUGCUCUACUUAGUAAUCAAGCAUAAUUAGUAAUGCUGUUAAAUAAAUUUAUGUUUUUAAGUCUUUGAAGGUACUUUCGCUUUCCUUUUUUUGUUUUUUUGCAAGUAACUACUAAAUUUAUAGCAACCAACAUUUAAUUAUGCAAAUUGAAUUCCACACUUGGGAAGCUCCAUUGAAUGCUUGAGGUAUAUUUCAGUUGUAUAUGUUAUAAAGAAAUGUGGUUUCCAUAUUUUGAAAAUAGUAUAUAGAUUUGUAAUUUAAGCUUACUUUACAGUCAGUGCAAUAUGGAUACAUAUAAAAUUGUACAGUCUAACAUAUUUUUCUGUAAAGUCUAUGUGACUAUGCCAAUACUAGUCGUUAGUUUUAACACAAUGUAUGUGGAACAUGGGUCAUGAUAGAUGUAUGUUGUGCUGGGCUCCUCAUUGUUGUGUUGAUGGCUCCAUCCUUACCCCAUAGCACUUUUGGGUCAUCCAUCACAUAUACACAUGUUGAACUCUCCUUUUCACUUGCACUUCUUCACUUAUAAGUUUUUCCAAGUUCGGAGAAAUCCCUUUUCUGUAUUUUAUUGAUAUAAUGGGACAUGACUUGGAAUAAUAUAUAAAGGCUAUUUCUGUUUAGUAUGUAUUCCAAGUAAUACAAUAUAAAUAUGAGAAUUGUUCCAAUUGGAUUUGGGAAAUAUAAUUGAGACAAUUUUAUAAUCUAAUUUAAAUCUAAAACAAAAGCUUUACCUGAGGUUUAUUUUUAAAUAAUUACCAUCAUGAUGGGAUAUAUUGUAGAACAAAAAGGAGUUACUUCUGUAAUUUUGAUCUCUGUCGUUAUUGACCGUGACGUAAAGGAGUAGUUAUUAUUAGAAUUUGGCACCAUAGACAAAUUCAAUUCCAUAACAAUAAAUUUGUAAACCUUU